This is a messenger RNA of Dunckerocampus dactyliophorus (ringed pipefish), 10107 nucleotides long. Its product is annotated as arf-GAP with Rho-GAP domain, ANK repeat and PH domain-containing protein 1-like. The record is from RefSeq and is a predicted model, not a curated record. Gene Ontology annotation, biological process: positive regulation of GTPase activity; signal transduction. The coding region runs from base 150 to 5021 and encodes 1623 amino acids. Gene Ontology annotation, molecular function: phosphatidylinositol-3,4,5-trisphosphate binding; GTPase activator activity; protein binding. Lineage: Eukaryota; Metazoa; Chordata; Actinopteri; Syngnathiformes; Syngnathidae. The transcript is spliced from 35 exons.
GGCGAGUGUGUCGCUUGGAAGUGUUUGCUCACUGCUGUUCAUCCGUGAGAAAAUGUUAAUGCCGUUAUUUGGCGUCGCUGUUGGGAUACUAAGUUGACUUUUGACAGAAAACUUAGUUACUUCACUAAGCCGGCGACUAAAACGAUUGCAUGAACCAUGAUGAUCUGAGGUUUGACUGCAUUGACAUGUCUCAGCUUGAGGACUGCAUCACUGUGUGGGACUGGUUAAGUGGCCUCCGUCUUGACCAAUACUGUGAAGCAUUUCAGAGUGCAGGACUAUCAACUUUAGCAGAAUGCCAAAACCUCACACUAGAUCAGCUGGAGCAGAUGGGAAUCUCACUUCCAGGCCACCAGAGACGCAUCCUUGCUAACCUAAACAAGACUCGAGAUGUCCCCUCGCCGCCACAAUUUGAUGGAUAUUCAGUCUAUGUUCCAGCUGAGAAAGCAGAGCGAGAUCAACGAUUGGAGAAUAGUCUGCACAAAGCAUCACAGAGUGGGAGACCACCAGUCCCUGUUGAACAAGAACCUGUCCUGAACAUAGAUGAGAAGAAAAAUGGACAGACCAAUGAAUCUGCAGGUGGAGACAAACAGAAGCCAGUCCCUCAAGAUAAACAAAUGUCCAGGAAGAAGGAGGAACUUGGAGAAGAGGGUGAGGGGGUGAUAGUCGUUGAACCCAAAGAGGAGCGCAUUAUGGUUGAAUGCGUAAAUGUAGAAAAAGAGAGACCCGUUCCAAAAGAAAGGACAAAGUUCCGUUCCAGUGCUCCAGUGCUGUUGGACUCUCAACCCACCUCCCUAAUUUCUCCUGCUAGUGACACCUCUUUGCCUCCAGUCCCUCCACGGAGCACCUUGAACUGCCCUCCACUGCGCUUCACUUCCGCCUUGACACCCUCACCUCCUGCACAACGCCCCGCCUCAACACUCCAGACCAUUUCUACCGAAAUGGAAACUGCACAGAGUCCAUCUGUGUUCCGUAGCCCAACCCAGAACCCCACACAAGAACCUGUCCAGCCAUCUCGGGUCCCCUCCUCCCAAACACACCGUCAGACAUUAUCCCUUGACGUGCCAGCUCAAGAAUCAAGCAGUGAUGGAACACAAAACACCUCUCCAACAUCUUUCACAGCCUCGCCCAAGGAAGAGAGAAAAGCUCCACCUCUACCUCCAAAAGUUGGGACAUUUUCAAGAGGCCCUCCAAGAGUUCCAUGCAGGCGUCCUGUAUUGUCUUCCAGAACUCACAGCCCGUCUUCUAGCAAAACUGAUCAGCUGCUUCAAGAACAAACUCCAAGGGUUCCUCCUCGCAUCAAGACUUCUCAAACUCAAGAAAUCCUACAAAAGUCAAGCCAGCCAGACUCUCAGCCUGCCUUGCUUGCUGGGGGAGCCCUCCAGUUUCCUCCUGAGACAACGUUGUCCUCCCUAGAUGGUGACUUUGACAACUAUGAAGAAACGGACACGUCCUACGCCAGCGUUAAUCAAGUGAACCCUAUAGAAAGGGAAAUGUCCCUGCAAGUGCCUGCUGUAGCAAAGGGACGGUACAGUUCUUUGUGCAGUGAUGACGAACUGUUAGAUGAUGAUGAUUCCAGUGUUUGGGAGGAACCGGGCCUCAUCAGCCUUCAAAGCAGCAUCUACUUACCUAACACGGGCAGACUGGCUUCACCUCCUAAAGAAGAUGGUUCUCAGGCCUCUGCUGUUAUCAAGAUGGGCUGGCUGGACAAGAAUCCACCCCAGGGGGCUCUUUAUUAUCAGAGGCGAUGGGUAAAGCUAGAUAUUGACUACCUGAGAUACUUCGACAAUGACAAGCAAGUGUAUUCGAAAGGAAUCAUCUCGACUGCGUCAAUAACUAAUGUGACAAGUGUGGGGGAGCUGAAGUUUGAGGUCAUCACAAACAAUCGCACAUUUAUCUUCAAGGCUGAAAGUGAAGCUGAGAGAAAUGAGUGGGUGACACUGCUGCAGGACUGCACAAGAGGGCGCCAGAGGCGCAGUACAAUGAACCCUGGUUCACCUUUGACUCCAGAUUUUAAAGGCUAUUUGGAGCUGAAAGGUUUACGCUCCAAACUCUUCACAGUUGUGGCCACAGAUAAAGUCUUUCUUUAUAAAAACAUGGAGGAUUACCGUAUCGGAGUGGGAAUCACAUCCAUUGAGAUGAAUGUAGGGAAUGUUAAAGUUACAGAUCGUCGCAGCUUUGAUCUCACUACGCCUUACCGCAUUUUCAGUUUCAUCGCGGAGUCAGAGCAACUCAAAGAUCAGUGGGUGGAGGCCAUGAGGGAUUCCAUAGGUGAGGCCUUGUCCAAUAGCGAGGUCGCAGAUCGCAUAUGGGCGGAGCCAAGCAACAGUUCCUGUGCAGACUGCGGGGCUCCCAAACCGGAAUGGGCAGCUAUCAACUUGUGUGUUGUGGUCUGCAAACGAUGUGCAGGGGAGCACAGAGGACUGGGCCCGAGCAUCUCGAAGGUUCGUAGUCUGAAAAUGGACAGGAAGGUUUGGACAGAGGAGCUUAUACAGGUGUUCCUGCUGCUUGGUAACGUGCGUGUAAACAGUUUCUGGGCAGCUAACGUCCCGCCAAGUGAGGCUCUGUCACCCUCAAGCUGCAGCGACGACCGGCGGCGUUUCAUCACUAACAAGUACCGCCACGGCAAAUACAGGAAGUACCACCCUCUGUACGGCAACCAGAAAGAGCUCAAUAAUGCGUUGUGCAUAAAUGUACAGUGCAGUGAUGUGCUGGAGACAUUAAGCCUGAUUUUCUGUGGCGCAGAUGUGAAUUGCUCGACUGGCAUGGUCAGUUGCCCCUCUCCCCUCUCCCUGGCCAACGCACACUCACAACCCUUGCAAGCUGAAUUACUGAGGCACAAUCAGAACACAGAGCUUCCUUGCUCUGAGGUGGACGGAGGAAUGGAGGAAGUUCACUUUUCAGCUCCAACUUGUGUGUAUCACAAUGGCUUCCUAUUCAAGACUGGCUCUAUGGCUCGGGCUAUCAUAGAGCGCAAGGCCAGAGAGGAGUUCAGUCGUCGUUGGUGCAUCCUCAACGACGGGACCUUCAGCUACUAUGAGAGUGACAAGAACGCCAAUCCUAAUGGAGCUCUCAAAGCCUCAGAAAUAGUUUGCCUGGCUGUGGAUGUCCCUGAAAAACAUGGGUAUGACCACACUUUUGAGAUCUACUCAGAAUCAGAGCGCCUCUAUCUGUUUGGCACAGAUGACCCCAACAGCCACAAAGAAUGGGUCAAGUCCAUUGCCAAGAGCUUCAUCCCGGCCAAAGCAGAGCCUUUACUGAGGUUAGGCUUUGAGCGAAUCGGGCGGCUGAAGUGUAAAGACGGAUUGAACUUACAAACGUCCAAGGUGGGCUGGUUUGCUCUGGUGGGCUCCACUCUUCAUGCCUACCUGGAGAACAGCCAGGGAGAGGAGAUACACCUCCGCAAACUCAAUGAACUCUCUAUCCAACAAGAUAAUGAGGUGCUGGUUUUGGUGGAGAGAGGAAGAACACUUUACAUAGAGGGAGAGAGGAAGUUGGACUUUGCUGGCUGGUGUGCUGCCAUACAGACAGCAGCAGGGAGUGGAGGAGACACUCUGAGUCAGCAGCAGCUGACCGACACAGACAUACCGGUCAUAGUCCACAGCUGCAUCGACUACAUCACACAAUGCGGCCUAACAUCUGAGGGGAUUUAUCGCAAAAGCGGUGUGAACUCGCGCGUUGCAGCGCUGUGCGAGAGGUUUCGUCAAGAUGCUCGCAGCCUCCGCCUGAGGGAAGGAGAGCACCAGGUGGACGACGUCUCCAACACACUUAAGCGCUUCUUUAGGGAGUUAGGAGAAGGGCUCUUCACGUCUGAAGAUGGCGGCACCUGGCUCACUACGGCUGCUAUACAGGAUGAAAGUAUGAAAAUCUCUCAGUAUCAAGUGCUGUUGAACAAGCUGCCUCGUGUUAACAGGGCUACACUACGGGCCCUUAUCAACCACCUCUACUGUGUGCAGCGGUUUGCUGAGCUGAACCAGAUGAAUCUCCAUAACUUGGCCAUAGUGUUUGGUCCAACGUUGUUCCAGAAUGAUGGGAAGGACUACACGGCAGGCCGUGCCAUCGAGGACCUCAUACAAUACUACACACUCAUCUUUCAGGUGGAUGAGCAGCAGCUAAAAAAGCAGCUGGAAGAGAUCACUGCCAUCAUCCAAGUGCGCGAGAAGCUGAACACAAAAUUCCCUAGUACUGAACCAGGUGGGCAUUUCAUCUGUACAGUUUACUUAGAGGAAAAGAAGGACACUGCAGAACAACAUGUUAAGAUCCCUGCUUCCAUGACAUCAGCAGAGUUGACAUGUGAGAUAUUAGACAGGCGUAACAUCCCUGUUAAAGACAAAGAGUACUGGAACUGCUGGGAGGUCAUUGACAAGGAAGAAAUGGAGCGUCCCCUGCACUAUCAGGAGCGAGUCUUACCCAUCCUUCACUCUUUUGGCACAGACUCACAUCUGCUUGUCAAGAAACACAUCGCUAUGGAGGCAAUGAUCAUCUACCUAGCCAGUAAGGUUGACCCAUCCAAACAUGGCAUCAUGAAAUUCAGAGAGGAGCGAAGCAUCCUGGGGUUGGGACUUUCCUCGGGCAGUUUCCACGACCGGUAUUUCAUCCUAAACUCUAGCUCUCUGCGGAUGUACAAGGAAGUCAGAAGCAACCGCCCGGAACGUGACUGGCCGGUAAGGAACCUGAGGAUCUACUUGGGCAUCAAGAAGAAACUGCGUCCUCCCACAUGCUGGGGCCUGACUGUUGUCUAUGAGAGUAAGAAACAAGAGAAGCCAGAAAGACAGCAGUGGUAUCUCUGUUGUGACACUCAGCCAGAAAUGAGGGAGUGGUAUGCUACCUUUCUGAGUAUUCAGAACGAUGGUGACGUGUGGCCUCAGGAUGGACUCCAGCCGAGCCGGGUGAGCCGCGUGUUGCCGGACACGCGUCACGGUAAUGUGUCACUGAUACCGCUGCGUGGCAGUGAGAAUGAGAUGCGGAACAGCGUAGCAGCUUUCAGCCAAGAUCCGCUUGCUCUCUUUAGAGAUGUUCGAUAGUGGACGUUGCACUAAGGGCAGGUGCCUGGCGUCAGCAGGUGGCCUGUCAACACUCCAGUGACAUCAUCAGUCUGUGAUUCUGAAGGAGCGUGAAAUGAGAAGGAACAGGACGAAAUGAACUGGACCAAAACACAAAAUAAAUGGACAAUGGGUAAACUGUUUUUGUUCCUGAGCAGUUGAGGUUGACAGUUUGACGGAGUGUUGUCAUCCUAUUGGUUUCCUCCAGCUUGGCAAGGGUCAAGUGUGAGUCCUCAGCCUGCACUCCACACUUUUUUACUGCAUUGCAUCAUGGGCCUGAAGCAUUAGAGACAGUCUGAAGGAAACAUUAAAUCCUAUUACAGUAUCUGUUUGUUUUCAAGAAGGAUUUACACAAGUAUAGAGUGUUUUUUUUUUCAUUCUGAAUUCCAUUUUCUGUAUUAUGCUCACAAAGAAUUGUAGCGGUAACCCUGCAGUUGAACAUGCAAUCAUUGCUAUUGUAAGCAAAAUAAGUGUUUUGUACUGUGAGACCUUGGUCAGAGUGUGCUUGUGUGUCCUUGUGUGUGUUGUAAAGGCCACAUUUCAAACCAUUUACAUAACACCGUUUUUUGUCUGUCAUCUCGUCUGAACGACUUUGUAUUUUUGUGCAAAACAGAGUUAUGAAACAAUCUCUUAACUGUAACGUCCUGCAGCACUGGACUGCGCAUCAAUAACCUGUCAAGAGUGCCACCUGUAGGUCAGGCACUCUUGCAAAAUGGUCUUAUUUAUUUGAAAAAAUAGAAUAGUAAAUUGUUUAUAUAGCGUGUGUGUUUUUAGUGUAUGUUUAGUUAUUAUAGCCCAAAAGCAUAAUAUUAAUCGCAAAAAGCAAAUUCUUGCCACUCUUAAAAGAAAAAUGUGGAAUCCACAGUGGCCUUUCUCAUAUCAUGAGAGCUAAUCAAGACAAAUGUCAUGAUGCCACUUAUUUAUUGUUAGGAAAGUUGUUGCAAGUUGUUAUUUUGACUGUUGCCGUUAAUGAAAGGUCUUCCACAAGUGUACUUAACCCUAAAAUGACACUCCAUGUUCAUUUGACUAAAAUAUGCAAGCAGCAGCGAUACAGAAGAAUCAUUUUUAAUCUGUCAUUUCUAGAGAUAUUUGUAUAUGUUCACAAGUCGCCGUAUGUCCACACAACUCUAAUAAACACUGCUAAUUGUGUGUGUGUGUGUGUGUGUUGCUGUAAACGACACGUGACACACAGGAGCUAACUUUUCCUGGCCUGCGGGUUUUCUGUCAGUGUUGAGUUGUAACCAGGGAGCGAAGCCUAUAGAUGCGCCUCCAGGACAUGUGUCAAAGGCAUGUAUGUGGAGGGGUUACAGUGAUCAUAUGGGGCUAAAGGGGUGCUGCAGAGUUUCUCAUGUGAGGAUGUUUGAGUCACGGUGGUCCACCAGCUCUGUGGUCAUUUCUCUAAGCAGAACUGACACAUCAGGGUUAGCGUGUACCUCAAGACACACACCGGAGAUCCCCGCGAGGUUCCUGCACACUAGGAGACCUUCACUCUUCAUGCACACACACGAGAGCCACCGAAGAUAAACACAGCUUCAUGCAUAAUUGUACGCUCACAGACACACAUUUAAAAUGGCCUUUACUAUAAAGGUCAUAGCAGCAGUUGCAUAAAUCAGAAGCAUUGAGACAGAACAGAGCUGUUCAAAGGCGGCCCACAUGGAAGACAGAGAUACAUUUAAAGUGAGCUUCAAGGGUGUUUGGGGGUCACAUGGGUCAACAGUGGCGCUCCACAGAAAUCUGAAUGUGCACCUGUGGGUGUCAAGUGUCUUUCGUUUCCUGUCAAAGCACACAGUAGAUGGAAAUAGCGUCACAGAGAGGCGCUUAAAGUGGUUUAUGCUGCUUGCUGAGCUUCAUCAGCAGACAUUUACAUUCAGAUGGAAUAUAUGAAAAAACAUUUGGUGAGGUUUUUUUAUGCUAAUGUCUGCGCAAAGCUACAACAGUCUUCAUUGUUUUAGUAACGAAGCACAGAAUAAAAAGUACGGACUUACAUUAUAUUCAAUACAAGGUGUAGGUAUGCAAAUUCUGUAUUAUGGUAGCUUUAAACAACAUUUAUGCAAAUAAAAAACCUUCAUAGAAAGAAAGGUUUGUUUCCACGCAUGAUUUUGGGAAGUUUACUUGUUCUCUCUUGUGCCCUGUGAUUGACUGGUGACCAGUAGGGGUGGUCGCUAUUGCCAAUUUUAGUAUCGAUCCAAUACCAAGGAAAUACAGGGCCAGUAUUGCCUAUACCAAUACUACCAAUACUAUUGAUACUAUUGACCUAGUGACCAGUCUAGGAUAGCCCACCUGUAAGCUGGGAUAGGCUCCAGACUGACCCUGAAAAGGAUAGCUACCAUAGAAAAUAGAUUGAUGUCAACCUGCAGUCAGCUGUGUUUCAUUUUGAACAUAAAAUGUCUGACAAGUUAUUAUCAUUCCAAUCCAUUCCUACAAAGACAUUUCUGUACAGUCUUUCGUGACCUGCACACAGACACAUUGAUGCCUUGGUGAGUCUCCUGUACAUUAUAUUUGUCUUUCUUACUGACCUCAAUGUGGACUUUUAUUUUGAAAGCAAGAGUUUUACCCACAAUGCUUUGCCUGUCAAUGAACAGGUGCAUGGGAAGGUGUUCUAGUGUUUGAACAAGUUGAGUAAACGCUCCCAGAUGCAAGCAGGUAAGGCAUAAUUAAUUUUUUUAAUUUUUUAAAUAUGCUAUAAAGCAUAUGUUAAUGGCAUGCGCGUAUUGUUUAUUUAUGCUAAUUGUUGGCUGCUAGCCCGAAGUGCGAGUGAUACAGUUCCACAGGUAGCUUAGCCUCUCAUGCUAUAUAGCUGUACACUAAAGGGUGGCUAUCCACUUGUGUAAUAUGUGUCUGUUCGUUUAAAGUUGUUGUUUUUAGCAUGACUUCACUCCGAUGUUACAAAUUAGCCUCCGAAUAGGAGUUUACUCUGUGUCAACAAUUACCUGGGUACACUCAGACAGCAAGACGCCUCAUCGAGUGCAUUUGUCCACUUCUGCGAUACGCCAACGUCGCCGCCAUAUUGGAUGUGUCAAGGCUUCUACAAGUAUGAAUGAAUACGGUGUUCCUUCGUUUACUGCAGGGACGGGUUCCCAAAAUUGCCCGCAAUAAGUGAAAUCCGCGCAGUAGCAAACAUUUUUUUUUUUUUUUUACAAUUAUUAUAUAUGUUUUAAGGCGUUGAUCAUUUUCCAAACGUAGAAUGUACACAACUGUUAUCAUUUUGGCGCAGCUGUGCCACAAGUUAUUGUCUCCCAGGGGAAACUAGUUGUAGCGCACAAGUCAAUAAAUAAUAAUAGUGGUAAUAAAUUGUAAAUACAGCGAUCAACAUCAAACAACUGAAAUAACCACACAGUUUGCGCACAAUAACUCAAUACAAAAGCUACAUUUACAACAUUAACAAAUAAAAUGGCUGUAAAAAAGCUAUAUAAAAUACCAAUAUCCAACUAUAUGCAAAAUAAGACUUAUUUGGUAUUAUCAUUUCUGUUACUGUUAUUGGGCAUUGCUUUAUGUUUGAAUCAAUGUGAGCUUUAUAAUGAAGCUAAAAAAAUAUGGCCACCAUCAAGCAGAACGUCUUUGCAGAGUCACCUCCUGGACUUGGAAACUAAUUGCCCGUAAGUCACAGACCAUUUGUCUAAUGACUAUAAAACCUUGAGGUUAUCAAUAUUACAUGUAUGAUGCCAUGUCUUCCAAAACAUUUGGAGCACGACACACAAGGGGCGCCACUCGUGUCAUUUACAGUUAAAAAUUGAAACCACCACGGAGUACCUAUUUUUUCCUCAUGACUUCAUGUCCAUACCUCCUGGUUCUUUCACCAGCAGUGUUGAAAUGCAUAAGACUUGAAACCAGAGUUGGGAUUCUGAAUUCCACCUUCUUGCAGCCAUGACCUGCAUCUGCGGCUGAUGAGCAUUAAAAAGCUUUUGCUGUGUAAUGUUGUUCGAGCCCAUCAAGGCUUUGGAUCUUUCAGUCUAUUUGCACAAUAAAAAUAUUUCUGUCAGAGGUCAUAGCAUGUUAUUUUUAACCUUCCACUUCAUGUCAGUUGGCUGUGUUCAUGUGACGUCAAGAUGCAUUGAAAUCUUCACGCAUUCCACUUAUCUUUCUCCACUUAAAACAUUUUUUUUUUAUAUCCGUGAAGUUCAAUGGCAUGCGUAGACACGAGCAGCUGUCACUGAGAUGGAAGAGGUGAGAGGGCAGCUGCGUCAACCCUCUAAGAUAUGAGAUCCUAGCAAAACAUAAUGAGGCGUGAGAGAUUUAUGUCUGCGUAGGCAGGUUAUUUCAGUGACCCUCUGAAUAGCAGUAUUUAACGGUUUAUAUCAAUAGUUGGAAGUUCAAGAUUUUAACAAUUAAUGAUUAUGAUUAAAAUAAGCAUAAAUAAUAAACCAGUUCUAUUUCUGGGUUUUAUUAUUGUCAAUACAUUUGUAGUUAUAUAAAAUUAAAAAUCUCUCUAGAUUUUUUUUAAUAGCUUCAUAAAUGUAGUGAUAAUACAGAAAUGUAUAUUUUUAUAUUAUUAAUACAUUUAUCCAAGACAUUUUUCUUUGUUUGCAGAGCAUCCCCUUCGCCCACACGGAACAAUCCAUAGGAUGAGCGUGAUGGUCUGCAGUCAUGUGGAGCGUCGCUGAAUUGGAUGCAGAUUCGUUGGAGAUUGGCUCGGGAAAGAACAAACCACAACUAACUGGAUAUGGCUGAACACAGCAUCCACAACACUCAUUAUUCACACUCCUACCGUCAGGCAGACGCUACAGGAGUUUGAAGUCCAGGACCACAAGGCUGGCAAACAGCUUUUACCCUCAGGCCAUCAGGCUCCUCAACGAAGCACUCGCACACGCCGCACGCAACACACGCACACACUCAUAGCACUUUAUUUAUUUAUUUAUUUAUUUGUAUUAUUUACUUGUAUUAAUGUCUCUUCUGUUGUUGUUGCUUAAUUUAUUGGUAUUUAUGUUUAUGUGUUUAUGUUUCUUAUGUUCUUAUUCUUUCUUGUGUUUUCCUUCUUUUCUUGGGAGAAUGAACAGAAUAAGAUUUUCAUUGCAUGGUAUAACUGCUGUUUUACCAUGCACAUGACAAUAAAACUCUCUUGAAUCUUGAA